CGCAAUUCAAACGUUUUCGUCACCUCAAUGCUAUCAUUGUUUAGUGAAUAAUAUUCAGAUGUUAAAGGAAUGAGUUUUGUUGAUGAUGCUAACGACCCCUCGACACAGUUAUUCAUAAUAGAAGAUUUAACUCCUGGGUAUAAUCGCAUUAAUGACGGUUCAUUUCAAAAUGAGGCUUGUAGAAUAAACAAUUUUUCUUGUCGAUCGGCAGAUAAACAAUGCUGCCAACAGUCUUUACACACUGUAUCAACUGCUCGUUCUCCGGACUGUAAUCAAAACGAUACAACCCUUACCCAAAGAAGACAGUCAGCUCGUAUUGAAGCUAAACAAAAGAAUAAAAAAUCGUGCUGUGAAAGUGAAGAAGAAGGUGUUUCAGAAUAUUGUUUGAGAACUAAAAUUCCCGGUGGUCUCACAAAACAAAUCAAAAAACCAUCUCCACGUGUGAAAAUAAACAAUUCUGCUCGCAAAAAACGUACAAAAUCUCGUCAUUCUAAACAGUCACAAGAUUUAAGUAAUUGUUCUUCAGAUUCUGAAGAAAAUGACCCUGAAAGAUUAUGGUGUAUAUGUCGACAACCUCAUGAUGAAAGAUUCAUGAUAUGUUGUGAUCUAUGCGAUGAAUGGUAUCAUGGUGAUUGUGUUGGGAUUAAACCAGAAGAAGGUAAAUGUAUGGAAAAAAAUGAAAUUGAAUUUGUCUGUGAUUCAUGUAAAUUAAUGGGUGCUUACACAAGCAAAAAUGAUCAAGUUGAUAAUCUACAAACAUUUCCUGGUUCUGAUAAUGGUAAUGAAUUUAUGUCGACACAAUUUGCUCCAAUCAUUGAUACAUCUGUAUCGCCCACCAAUCUAUUGACAGCAACCAUAGUAAAUAGUUUAAGAUUACGUUUAACUGAAGAAGCUGAAAAAGAACGUGAUCGAAUAGCUACUAUUUUACCAGAGACAGAUAUAGCUAUGAAAUGUCCUUCAGAAGAUGAUAGUUCAGUUUCUGAAUCAUUUUCAACUUUAACUAGUGUAGAAGAAACUCCAUCAUCUGUGGUCACUAAUGAAAAUAAAUUAUCUUCCGUAAACAAUUCGUGUGUUGUUAACAACACAAAUAGUUUACAAUCUGUUAAUUUAACAAAAGUCCUAUCACGUCGAAAGAAACGACCACGAAUUAUUUUAAAAAAUGAAAUAAAAGAACAAGUGAAUUCCACAAAUUCAUGUUUAGGACCGAAUUGUGAUAAAACUAUUAAUCCUCAAGUUAGUGUUUAUUGUAGUAACAGGUGUUUGAAAGCUUACGGAUUGGAUGUACUUCAAACAGUUUGCAGAAAAUAUGACUCAACAGAUCCUCUAAAUAAAUCGGGUCAUCAUUAUCGUUUAGAUGGUCGUAAAACACUCGUUGUCUUAGAUCGUAGGAGUGGAACAGUUCUAAAUGGUACUAGAGCACCAACUAGUGAUUCUUUGAUUGAUUUUUUGUCUGCCCAUCCCACGUUUCAAGUUGUUUACAGUCGUCAGAAAAAUGAUCGAUUUCAAAAGACUUCAUCUUUGAAUCAAUCGAAUAAAUGUUCUGGACAAAAUGAAGGAUCGUCAAAUGUGAAUAAAAUCUCAUCGGAGUAUGAUCCAUCCCGUUCACCUUCGUCCAUAUCAUCUGAAUCAAACGAUAAAAACAAUAAACAACGGCUCUUGACGCCUGAGAAUGUUGAGCGUAUACGAAAGAAGUAUCAAUGUCUUCUAUUUGCACUACUUGAAAAAAGAACACAAACCUCACGUCAUAUUUUCACAGCUAAUCGUUCUAGAUUGAAAACUUUAGCUACAGAAUUGGAAGGUGUAAUCUCUGCCAGAAAUAACUUAACUAACUAUUCUACAACAUUAGAUGGAUCUUCACCACUGGCACAAGAUUAUUCAACAUAUAAAUGUCAACUACAUUUAUUUCUUAAUUGUUUAGAUAAUCCUUGUAUUUCAGAGAAAUCCAAUACUCUUAAUAAUACGACUUCUACUACUGAGUCAUCUGUAAUGUUACGUGAUCAAUUUUUCGACUCACUAAUUAGCGGCACAUUGAGACCUAUUGAUUUGGCACAUUGUCAAGACGUAAAAACAUUGGAAUCCAUAGUGAGGCGUACUCGUUUAACAGAUAAUACUCAUAAUAAGUUGUCGGCUUUCACUUCAUCUGUCUCAUCAAAUAAUAUAAAUACAAAUCAUUCUGAUGUCGUAUAUGGAUCUAUUCCGACUAGCUGUACGGGGAUUUCCUCUUCAGAUAACUCUUUAUCUUCUGAUCUUCAUACAGCCACAACAGUAACAACAUGUCAAUCGACUGAAAUUACUAACACUACCACUACAGCAACUGUAACAAAUGAAUUACCAAUAUUGGAUACUACAAGUGAACAUGGCAAACAUUUAUAUGAUAUGCAUUGUAAACGUUGUACAGGUCAAACGAAAGCAUUUACGAAACAAUCAUCUCAACAACUACAACAACAGUUGCCAAAAAAAUCAAUAUCAUCCCCUUCUAAUAGUACCACUAAUGUUUGUGAUGGCCUAUCCACAUUGUCUGUGAAAACAGAACCCCGUGUUAGUAGUACAUCUUCUGGAGAAAAGGACUCACCAUUUCUCCCAAGCCCUGUUGAAUCGCUUCAGACAAAAGUAUCAGUAGCUACAUCAGAUAGUUUACCUAUUCAAGAAGCAGUGAAAUUAUCUCCUAAUGAUUAUUCCACACUAAAAAGAACAAAUUAUUUAGAAGAUACGACGAAUGUCAUAAAAUGCAUGGAUCCAAGACGAAAAGAAACAAAUCCACUACAUAGUUCGUUCGAUCAAUAUACUCCUAAAAUCAAAUCGAAUUUAAAACGAUUAAAUGAUCAGUCUCUAUUUGAACCAUCUACACAAGAUAGUUCUAUUUCAACAAAACCACUCAAUAGCUUUUCUCAUUCUCCUAAUUAUCAUCCACCAUCCAGUGGUGUUUCAACAGGUCUGUUAGAUUUGCCUUUACCACCAGCACAACAAAUUAGUUUGCAUAAUAAAUCAUCAUUCAAUUCACAAACAAACUACGAGAAUAGUUAUUUAUUGUCGAAUCGGGAAAAAUUCAAUUCAAAACCUUGUCUAUUAUGGUCUGGAAUGUUAUCAUUAUCAACACAAUAUUCUGGUCGUGAACAUAUGUUCAGUUUAGAGAUUAAUGUUUAUCCUUUUGGAUAUAUUCAACCGAAAAUAUUAAAUUAUCCUGGUAAUAAUUAUAAAAAUGAAAUGAUCCAAUGGGAAUCUUUAUUAAUUGGUAAACAAACAUCACUCGUUGUUAGUCGUGGAGUGAAUUUAAUCAGUUUACCAGUUUAUUUAGGACAGACAUUGUUAGAUUCAACACAUCCUAGAGAAUUGUUUGCACUUCGUGUUACACCGAGAACUAAACAAAUGUCUCAUAUCUAUAAAGAUAUAUUUAAUCAUUUAAAAGAGAUCAAUGCAUGUGGUAGUUUAGAACCGCGUUUUCAGGGUAUAAAUGAUUGUUUACUCUAUCCAUUGAUAGGAAAUACUCAUUUAAAAGAUAUACUACUACCGGUGGAUUUGUUAUCGAAAUUUCAGUUAACCGGAUGUGAUGCCGUUGUAGAAAAUCAAUUAUUAAUUAUAUUGACUAGACCAAUCAAUGUGACAUCAAAUGUCGAAAAUAUUUCACAUCCUUUACCAUCGUUAUUAUCAUCAUCAUCCUCACCGCCAAUAUUGAAUCCCGAUCAAGAGACACCGAGCAAUACAGAAGAAAUCGCAGUUCAUUUGCCGUCAGAUGAUAAAUUAUGUUCACCUUUGUUUAAUUCAUUGUCGAAAGACGCUUACGUACCAACUCCUGUUCAGUUUAAUGAAGAAGCAUUAUCUACUGAAAAUAUCAAAAUGGAGAAUCAGACUGUUGAAACAUCUUCAAUAGAUUCUGUUGGUGAUAUUGAUCUUCGUCCUUUAAUCGCAAAUGCCACUAUCAACAAUGUCAACCAGUCAUUAUAUCCUUCUACUCAACAAUGGUUCUCAUCAUCUACUGAAGAUGUUGAUUAUCGUAAAUUAAUUCCACAACCUCCUAUUCAUCCUGGAUGCUCUACACCACAAAAUGUAUACAAUAAGUCAUCUCCACCCAUGAAUAAUGAUUACAAGAGUAGUCAUAGUAGUAAUAGAAGUGUACCCAGGUUUCGGGAAAAAACGACUUCCUUGUCUUCUAGUAAAAGAAUAUGUACAAUUAAACCUACUAAUUACCAACCAGUCCAUUCGGCUCGCCACUUGUUACCUGACCCAGUAAGUAGACGAAACUCAUGUGUUACUCGUUCUCCUCUUCCGUCUACUAAUCCACUGCCAGUCACUAUCAACAUACAACGUUCGAAUCCUUGCGCUCUUUUGCCUACACCAUCUAUCAGACCAUUACGUCGUCCACCUUCCUCCCCCUCAUUAUCAUCACGUCGGUCAUCGCGUAGGCCGUCACCACGUUUGUCGAGGUCUCCACGUCCUGUUAGCUCUCGCAAGAAGCCAUCUGUAAUUGUUCAUAGUUAUAAUCAUCAUUACAAACAUCGUCAUUCACGUUUUCGUCAUUAAAAAAACUUAUUUUUAUGUAUAGUUAUUGUUGUACUUUUUGCGUAAGCAAUUCAUUUACACUACUAGAUAUGUGUGUUUUUGUGAGACUUUGUGUGUAUUUAUUUAUGUCUUCAGUAUCGUUUUCCUAUUAGCAUUUUACUUUUCCACACCCGUUGAUUAGUUCAUCCAUCAGCCCUGAUCUUCAUCACAGCAAUAAUUUCUUCGACAUAUUUCAUGUAAAAACUUUGCCACUAUUAUUAUCCGUGUGUUGUUCAGGAGUUUUUUUGCUUCACAUAACUGUUACAAUUAUUAAACUAAUAUGCACGAGAUCAACAAUCACUACUAUAUUUGUAUGUAAUUUCUAUCUCGUUCUAAACAAUUUUUAUAAACAUACUGUAUCUCGUGUGUGUGUGUGUGUGAUUUUAUUUUCUUAGACAGUUUUUUUUUGUUGUUUUGCUAACACAUAUCCACCAGUGAGUACGUGAUUGUGUCCACCCCUUACCUGUUACUUAUGCCUUAAUUAUUUUUAUAAUUUUUCUUCAUUUUUCAUAAAACUUUAAAUUUCAAAGAAGUACUUCAGAAUAACAUGUUCUUAUUAUUAUCAUCACUGUUUCCUUCUUGGGUGUGUACAGUUUCAAACCUUUACAAGAUGAGUAAACAUUUUAACUAAUAG
Schistosoma bovis is the source of this 5170-nucleotide messenger RNA. The record is from the annotation of a GenBank genome assembly. Lineage: Eukaryota; Metazoa; Platyhelminthes; Trematoda; Strigeidida; Schistosomatidae.